AUGGAUGCAGAAGACCCUUCCAGCUUGAAGCUCUCGUCUUUGGCUCAAGAUGAAGCCGAGAGGCAGCGCUCCAGCAGCACCGUCGCCUCUGCCGGUGGGGCCGAUCGACUCGCUACCCAGGAGAGUCUCUUGCCUUUCCACUCUCGCCAGCUGCAACAGCAGGCCGAAGCAGCAGUCGCAGCAGCAGAAGCAGCAGUUGAAGCAGCCCGAACUCACUGGAAGCCACCUGCUGCAGAACAGCACAGUCAGGGGAACCCCCGCGGGAGGCCCACAGGGACCCACGCAGAAGCUGCUGAUUGCACUGACAGCGCACAGCUUCGUCAUUUCCCCUAUGACCAAAACCUAGCCUUGUCAGUUUGUUUGUCUUCUAGCAGCAGCAGUGACAGCGGCCUAGACAGCCCUUCAAAUUCCUACACACCGAAGCAGCAUAAUCCGCAGCAGCAGCUGCUGCAGCCACACCAGCAGCAAGAGCAACCCGUAAGCUGCAUUGUAACGGAGGGUUUUUCCGGCGAGGUAGCUUACCUAGAGUUCGUACCUCAAGGUGAUCACACUGGACUGCAGCUGCUAGCAAGGGCGCGGAAGCGCGGAAACAGUUCCGCUCUUCUGCGAGUUGCGGCUUCUGCAUUCGAUGCCCAAACAACAGCAGCAACAGAUACAUCUGGUCAAUCAGCAGGGGCAGCAACCACUGGCGCGGGUAAAGCCCAUGAACCAACAGUGACCGUGCAGCAGCUGAAGCCGCUGUUGCAUCACUCUCCCGUUCUAGCUGACGCUAGGGACCGUGGGGUCGGCAGUGGUGGAACAAGCCCCAGCAGCAGCAACAGCAGCAGCAGCAGCAGUGGCCCUCGCUGCUGGGUGGUUGGGUACGAGGAGUUGAUUGAAGGACUUUUACCGGCCUGGCGGUCUUUGAGCGAUGCUUCUCGUGAAUGUCUGUUGAGCGCGAAAGGGGAUCGGUCUCUUCGCCGCAGGCUAAAGAAAGCUCUGAGCACUUUGCAGGGCUUUCGUGUCCAGCUCGAAGAUCAACAGCAGUUGCUGGCAAGGACGCGCUUCCUCCGCCGCACCAGCGGCAGUAGGAGUAGCGGCAACAGCGAUCCUCAAGAAACGCUGCAAAAAAUCAUACAUUGUUAUGUGGGAAUAUCGAGGCUGGCGGAAGAGACGCACGCGGCAGCUGAGGGGCUAUUGCAGCACGUCAGGAAUGGGAAGCAGCUUCAGCAGCAACUGCAGCAGCAGCAGCACCACUUUGCAGCUGCUAUUGGCAGACUCGACUCCUUCGCUCAUUCCCUGCAGCAGCUGCAACAGCUGGCCAGGCAAGAGGAACAGCAUCUGCAACAGAUGCAACAGCAGCAGAAACAGCACAUUUGGAAACUCAUGGACCAAUGGUCAUCUGGGGAAGUUGAAAUGCAGCAGCAGCUAUUGAAAACGGUUCUGCAAAUCGCAGCAGCCGAUGCUAAACAUAUGGAUGAGCUGAGAGAAGCCUGGAUACAGUUGAUGUGCUUGAGCGCGCUGCCACGGAAACUUGCAGCCGAAGAGACGGCGGAUGUUCCAACAGCGACAGUAGCAGCAGCAGAAACAGGAUCAAGCGAAAUUGCUGAUACGCUGCGUGAAGAAGGAUCUCUCGUUAAAAGGAUUGGGUUUACAAAGGAGCAGGCCCCGCGACUGUUGCUACUUUGCCUUAUGCUAGAAGCAGACGAGCUUGCAGGGUGGGUCCUUCACUGGAUUGAUGCAUGCAUGCCUAUCGCAACAACUCCUGCAGAAGCAGGUGGUUCAAAAGACGGAAAAGUUCCUGGUUGCAAAGACAGCGCAACAAGCAGCAGCUGGGCUCCUGCUGCGGCAGUAGCAGCAGCGUUCGUUUCCGAUGUUGCAGCAGCACAGCAGAGCAUGCAACCUGAAGCAGCUGUCUACACGCCGGAGAUAUAUGCCUUCUUGAGGCGGCGUCUGCUGCGAAUUCGCGCCUGCAGUCAUCUAUCCAGCAGCAACAGCAAGAUGACAAAAGCACGCAGCAGAAGGUCUACUGCAGCACCACCCAGCAGCAUACAUCAAGAUUCGCACAGAAGCAUAUCUCCGAGCACCGGAAUCACCUCCCCUUUGGCAACUCAGCAGCAUAAGCACCAUGUAACGGCUGCAGCAUCCGCCCCUGCUACUUAUGCUGCAGCACGUGGGGCGUAUGCUUCGGGCCCAAGGGAAGGAAGAAGCGGCAGGACCCCCACGCCCGUUGCAGCAAGCAUCUGCCCCUCCCCAGCACGCCGCCGCAGCUGCACAACGGAUACGCGUGCUGCAGAGUCAGCGUCUCGCUUAAGCAACCAUCAGCAUCAGCAUCACAACGGACCACCAGCUGCUGCUGUUCAGAGCCCACCUACUGCUUCUGCAACCUACGCAAGCGGUAUCUUGAACAUGAUUAAGCCCCUGCUUGUCUCAGAGGAGGAAGUGCAGUUGGAACGUCAACAUAUGCACCAUAUGUACAACACCACAGAUGAGGCACUGCAGAAGCAGUUGCUGCUCCUGCAGCAGGAAGAACAGCUUCUGCAAUUGCAUCGGCAGCAAGCACAGCAGCGGCAGCAGCAACAGAGUGUCGAGCAGUUGAUGCAAUCUCACAUGCCCCAGGGAGUGCCGUUCAUGCUAUCCUCUCAAGAGGAGCUUUCGGUGCAGCUGGAGAACGACACAGAUAGACUGCUGCGCCAGGAGUUGGCGCUUCUGCAGCAGAAAGAGCAGGAAAUGCAGCAGCGUAGACUCCAACUGCUGGCUCUGUCCGAGGCAGAAACAGCUGCUGCUGUUGGAGCAGAGACUAGACGCAGCAGCAGACGGUUGACUUCUCCACCAAGAAGGCAGUUGUCUAUGAGGCGGCGUCAGCAGCAUGCUGGUGUGUUUGCUGCUGCCCCCCCCAAAAGCAGCAGCAGCAGCAGAUCUCCCAGCUCUCCAACAGCAUCAGUAAAGGAGCUGCUGCCCCCCCCAAAAGCAGCAGCAGCAGCAGAUCUCCCAGCUCUCCAACAGCAUCAGCCAACGAAGCAGCAACAGCAGCACCUGCAGGAGCAGCAGCUGCACCAACAAGAGCAACAGGACCACCUGCAGGAGCAACAGCUGCCGCUGCAAGAGGAAGAACAGCAGCACGAAUCUGAGCAAUAUACUGCUCUGGAUCUGACCCUGCAAAGGAUAUUUCGAGUUCCUGCAGCUAGCAUCCCGGGGAGGAGACAGAACGGUGCAGCAGGACCCUGCAAAGGAUAUUUCGAGUUCCUGCAGCUAGCAUCCCGGGGAGGAGACAGAACGGCAGCAAAGAGGCAGCAACAGGGAAUGGGCGUGUCUGGAGAAGAGCGCAAGGCCUUGGCUGAGAAGCUAAGGAGACUGGCGCAGCAGUUGCAGGAUGAUGAAGAGCCAACGCAGGAGCAGCAAAAUUCUCAAGAGCAGCAGCAGCCACAGCAGUAUAACAAACGACACCAGCAGCAGCAGCAGCAGGAGUGCCAAAAGCGGACGCCUCCGAACAUGAACGAGCACGCAGACACUGCUGCCGCUGCAUCUCUUCAAGCCAGGUGCAGAAGCAGCAGCAGCAGUGCAGUUAACGACGAAUGCAUUGCCUCUUCAAACAAGCAAACGGAAAGGCAAAGAAGAGGCAGCAAGGGAGCAGAGGCAGCAGCAGAAGAAUGCGCAGCAACAAGGAGCGCCAGCCCUCCCACCGUAGAGAUGGAGCAGCAGGCGAAAGUUCUUCAGGUGUUAGACAUCCUCAUGAGGCAAAUCGAGACGUCUCAAGGGCUCACAUCCGAUAACACGUCAAUAACUGCAAGAGAAACAGAAACAGCGACAGCAACAGCAGCAGUAGCAACGCGUAGAGUUUCGUCAUCUUUCUUCACAGAUACCCUGUCAGAGGGACAUGAAGAGCUGCAGCAGGAAGAAGGCCGUUGCAGGACUCAAAACAAUUCAACGACACAAGCGGUGACAGCGUUUGCAGCCUCAGGGGCAACCGCAGUCUCACCACCUAAAGCAGCAGCAAGAAUGGCUCACCCGUGCAGUUCCACAGCUGCCUUGAUGAAGGGUGUACGGCAGGAAGGACAGCCGCGAAGUCGGGCAUCUUCGGCCGUAUUCAACGCAGCAGAAGAUUCAAAGGGAGCAGUGGAACUGGAGCAUCAGGACUCUUCUAUGCCCACGUCAUCGCUCGCCGAAGCCCGCAGCUGCUGCAGCGGCCAAUGCACCCCUAGGCGGAAUGAGUCGUCAGAAGCAUCCGGGCAGUCGGCAGCAGCAGCAGCCGUGGCAGUUCCCUUUAAGCAAGACCGUUCUGUAGGAACAGCCAGGAGGCGGCAACAUGACCCGUUUUCAGAAGCUGUACUGCAGCUGCUGCACGACGAAAAGCAGCAGCAGCAGCAGCAGCAAAGGGCAGUCAGGAGAAAUCAUCCUACCUCGGCCCACAAAGUCCAGCAGCAGCAGCCGCAACAAAAAGAAGUGUAUGCUGCUUCUCUAUCCCCACCGAGUCGCUCUAUCGCAAUGAAGAAGCAGCCUUCUUUGCAGCACCAAAACGUCAACCUUGCAAAACCAGACUCCAGCGAGCAGCGCUUGGCAGCAGAAGAUUCAGCACAUAAUGACGUGGGACCAGCAUCAAAGGCGGACGAAGGCGGAGUUGCAACACACUCAGAAUCAACAGGAACGGCGGAGGGGAAAACAGCAGCAGCUCUUGCUGCUAUUGCAGAAGCAGCAUCUGCAGGGCUCCGCACUACAAUGACUUCACAAGGGCAACCGCAGCAAUGCCAGGAGCAGCGCCCCUACUCUGAAACGACGUCAAGCAUUUCCAUGGGAGAUUCCUCAUAUGCAUCCUCAAAGUCGGUGGUUGCAGAGACUGCUGCAGCAGAGGCUAAGGCCACUCCAGCUAAAGCUGUUGCUGCAUCCACUUCAGAGCCCGUUGCCGCAGCAGCAGGUCCAGAGGCAGAAGCAACUGCAGAAACUGCAGAAAAAAAGCCAGAAGUAGCACUAACAGAAAGUGCAACAGGUGAGAACAAGUCAAACAAGCAGCAGCAGCAGCUCCACGGCAAAGCAGUGUCCGCUGGGAAGACGACAUCGUCCACAGAAAGCAAGCGCCACAUGCAACGCGGUGUCAGCACCAGCUGUAACAGCAGUAGCAACAGCAGCAGCAACAACAACAACGUCAGCAGUAGCAACAGCAGUAGCAGCAGCAACAACAGUAGCAGCAACAGCAGUAGCAGCAACAGCAGAUCCGCCAAUUCCAGAACAGCGGUAGCGAAGCGGUUCGGGGGGCAGCCGGACGAGGCAGGAACACGAAAUGAGCAGACGGUGCUGCAAAGGCGCUUGCCUCAGCAGCAGUAUUCAAGGCAGCAACAGCAGCAGAAGAAAGCAACAGCAAAAUCAGCGGCAGCAGCUGCAGCAGCUGCAGACAAACCAGGCCUUAGCGCUACUUCAGCUCCUACCCAUAGCACUACGGCGCCUCAGCAACAACAGCGGCGAGAGCGGCAGCUGUUGCUACUGCAGCAGCAGCGGCAACGACUGAGGCGGGAAAAGCAAUUGCAGCAGCAGCAGCAGCUAUCUCCUCUGGAGGAGUUGAAACUUCGGAGAAUCAAAGUCAAAGAAAUUGCUUUGCAGCAAAGACUAAAGGCUAGUGGACUGGCGUAUGUACUUGAAAUGAUAAACCCAAACACGCAUGUCUAG
Molecule: messenger RNA, 5637 nt
Organism: Eimeria mitis
Lineage: Eukaryota; Apicomplexa; Conoidasida; Eucoccidiorida; Eimeriidae
Source: RefSeq, a predicted model, not a curated record